CGACUGUACCUACCUACGCCCUUGCGGCCAUGGAUGUCAAUUAACCGACAUCCAGCCAACGGUUGUGCAUCUUGGAAUUGCGUGCUCAAGCACAUACGGCCUCAUGGCCAAUUUUGGUAUGAGAUGGUGAAGUGAACUCGGUUCUGAUUUGAAAUCCAUAUGUUAUGAUGGUAGCAUCUCUAAGUGCAGAUGAAAAGUAUAAAGGGCUGGAAAGGAAGCGACUUCGACUUGUUGCAGAGAGCAUCUUUAUUGAUUCAAACCCCAGAUUAAAAUCAUCACAUUUGAUAUCUCUACCAUUAUCGCUAUUGUGCAAACUCGCAUCAGUUUCUCUAUAUUCUGUUCCAAUUGACACACCAAGUCCUAUAAGUCUUGACAAUGGCCGUCUCUUCAAAUAUUCCCCGUGGCGACGUCACAGCAACUCUGAACUUCUUCAAUCCUCCCUCCGACAAUUCAACUCCCUAUAACCACGUCGAUACCCCCCCCAAGGGUCUUCCUCAACGCAACUUCACAGACAACCCUCAACCAACUGUCAUACACGACAUCCGUGGUCAUGAGCCCGAGUAUCACCUAGACCGUGAUGCUUUCCAAGUCAUACAGGAUGUUCCGCCCUCCAGCGAGAUCGACUUUGUCGAUGAUGACUCUAUCAAGGAGAACUACUACCCAGAGCUUGAACAGCUUCUCCUCAAGAACGUUCCUGGCUCUAACAGGGUCUUCUUCUUUGAUCACACUAUUCGCCGUCAAACACCCAAUGCUCCUCGUGCGCCUGUGACUCGUGUACACAUUGAUCAAACAGCUGCGGCUGUAGCUCAGCGAGUUCGCAAAUACUUCCCAGAUGAGGCAGAUGAGCUUCUCAAGCGUCGCUAUCGUCUCAUCAACGUCUGGCGACCUCUGAACAAGAAGCCCCUCGAGUCUUUUCCUCUGGCUGUUGCAUCCUCUGCUUCUGUCGAAGACGACGACGUCAUCCCUGUUGAGCACCGAUACCCAGAUGGGUACCGCGGUUGGACUGCAGCGAUUCAGCACAAUCCCAAGCAGAAGUGGUACUACCUCAGUGGUAUGACGGGCAGCGAGAGGCUGUUGCUGGAGUGCUUCGAUAGCGAAUCUCUCAAGCCGGGAUCUAAUAUCAAGGGUCGUGUGCCGCAUACUGCUUUUGAAGAUCCUAGGACCCGGGCUGAUGCGGAAGGUCGUGAGAGUAUCGAGGUGCGCGCAUUGGUAUUUGGUCCUUGAAGAUGCGUUGUUUGGAAGGGAAAGGGAGAGAGCAUGGCAUUGGAGUUUAUGAUAUCAUCAUGUGUUGAUCCAGUCGCUGUCAAUUUGAUAUAACAAGCAUGACAUUUCUACUUCUAUUCAUCAAGUCUCAGCCUGCUAAUAAAAGAGAGAGA
Molecule: messenger RNA, 1376 nt
Organism: Fusarium verticillioides 7600
Lineage: Eukaryota; Fungi; Ascomycota; Sordariomycetes; Hypocreales; Nectriaceae
Exons: 1
Coding region: 376-1224 (282 amino acids)
Molecular function (GO): oxidoreductase activity
Source: RefSeq, a predicted model, not a curated record